Molecule: messenger RNA, 841 nt
Organism: Gambusia affinis (western mosquitofish)
Lineage: Eukaryota; Metazoa; Chordata; Actinopteri; Cyprinodontiformes; Poeciliidae
Gene: gpx7
Product: glutathione peroxidase 7
Exons: 3
Coding region: 75-653 (192 amino acids)
Biological process (GO): response to oxidative stress
Molecular function (GO): glutathione peroxidase activity
Source: RefSeq, a predicted model, not a curated record
GCUUGUAGCUUGACAGCGGCUCAGAGUUUUGACGCUUCUCUCUCCUCUGUUGAGUUGGCAGUUUGUUUUUUAAGAUGCUUCCCGCUGCGUUCUCCGUUACAUCGGCAACAUUAUUAUUGUUGCUAAUAUUAAUCGGCCUGACAGAGAGCAAACAAAAAGACUUUUACACGUUUAAGGUGGUAAACAGCAGAGGGAAGCUGGUUUCUUUGGAGAAGUACCGCGGUUCGGUGUCUCUGGUGGUGAACGUCGCCAGCGACUGCGGUUUCACCGACCAGCACUACCGAGACCUGCAGCAGCUGCAGCGGGACUUCGGUCCGUUUCACUUCAACGUCCUGGCUUUCCCCUGCAACCAGUUCGGCCAGCAGGAGCCCGGCAGCGACAAGGAGAUCGACAGUUUCGUGCGAACCGUGUACGGAGUCUCCUUCCCGCUGUUCAGCAAAAUCGCCGUGGUUGGAACAGGAGCCAACAAUGUCUACAAACACCUGGCAGAGGUGUCCGGAAAAGAGCCUGACUGGAACUUCUGGAAGUUCCUCAUCGACGUUGAUGGCAGAGUGGUGGACGGCUGGGGCCCGAAGGUUCCCGUCACGGAGAUCCGGCCGAAGAUCGCCGACAUGGUGCGGCAGAUAAUCCUGAGGAAGAAGGAAGAGCUUUAACUCUCCGUUUCCUCCAUGAACUGAACACAAGUUUUACAUUUCCAGUUUUAUCCGCAGCAGCUCCGGCUACUUUCUGAGUGCACUGAUCCAACACCACUCACUCUUUAAAAAAAAAAAAAUCUGAUGUUUUUAGGAACACUUUUGAACCAAAGAGCUUGUUUUUUAAUAAACUUUCACUGUGAUUCUAA